Messenger RNA from Halichondria panicea, 899 nucleotides. RefSeq names its product mitochondrial potassium channel-like. Lineage: Eukaryota; Metazoa; Porifera; Demospongiae; Suberitida; Halichondriidae. Bases 48 to 878 code for a protein of 276 amino acids. The transcript has a single exon. The record is from RefSeq and is a predicted model, not a curated record.
UGCUACCUGGAAUCGAGGAUAGGCACACAGCUGACCUUUGAUUCCACAUGGCAAAGCUGAUUAGAUACCGAUAUUCUACUGGAUCUAUUUCUAGACUGAUAAACAACGUGAGAGAUACCGGAGAAGGUAUAACAGGUCAUUCAGAAGUUCUUCAAUGUCAGGAACAAGUUCAGGAUUGCAAAAAUGCUCUGAAAAAGUGGAGAAAAAAACUAGCAGCAGCCAAUAUUGAAUAUGAGGAAGUUCAACAACAAUUGAAAGGAUUGUAUGUUAGGAAAACACAUGUAUAUCAAGAUCAGAAAAGAGACUUAUCAGUUUUGCAGGCUAUCAAUAAUGAAGAAGAGUCUCUGUUGUUUAGCGAGCAGAAAGUUGCUACUUCUGUGGAAAACUGCAAACAAAAUGAAAGAGACAGCUUCGAAUCACUGAGUGAUGCAAUCCAGGAGUCCCACGAGAAGGAAAGAGCUCAGUCUGAGCGGAUGAAAUACUACACUAGGAUUGGAUCAUUGUUGGGAGCAUUUUUCGGAUUUCUUGGAUCAAACUUUUUCAUCAAGAGGCAAAUAACACAGCAUAAUCUUGAGCAAUCGAAACGACUUCUGCAGAUUGAAGAAACCCUAAAACACGUAGCACACGAUCCUUUACUUGUGAAAACAGUGGAGACCAUUCAGCAACACCUAAACUCCAUUGAUCAAUCUGUUGGCAGCAUGUCUGAUAAAGUGGAUGGUUUCAGCACAUCCACCAAACUCUUGGAGAGCACUGAAGGACACGAUAGGGGAAAGAAAUUUUCCUCAGGAACACUUGAAAAACCCCAAAAUUCAGAUGUUGUAGCUUUAGGCAGUGUAAUAUCCUAUUCAUUUCUGUUGACGUUGUUAGCCUUGAUGUAAGUGUUGAUGUAGAUACCACGA